AUGGAGAAAAAGGCGGAGAAAAACAAUCUUUCUAAACUUGCGACAUUAGACGACUUUGAGGAUGUAGACCCUCUUGGUGAUGAUAUUGAUAUGGAUGAUAUUGGAGCUAAAGCUGUACCGCCUAUAAGUACAAGUGCAAGUUCUAGAUCAGUGAAUAUGCAAAAAAGGCCAAGACAAAUAGGUCCAAUGGAUAUGUAUUUUGCUCCUAAUGUGCAAAAAAAUGUUGAAAGUCGAAAGGGUAAAGAGAGGCAAACUACGAUAAAUGAGGCAUACAAGAAAGAAUUGAGAGAAAAAACUUGUAUGGCUAUAACUGAGUGGAUGUAUGAUGCGGCAAUUCCUUUUAAUGCCGUUAACUAUUCAAGCUUCAAAAGGAUGUUGGACUUGGUUGGCCAAUAUGGUAUAGGUCUAAAAGGACCUAGUUAUCAUGAGGUGCGGGUUCCUUUUCUAAAAAAGGCUGUUGAUAGUGUGACUAAUGAUUACAUUAAGUCGUGUGAAACAGAAUGGGCAAAGUAUGGUUGUAGUUUGAUGGCAGAUGGGUGGACAGACAAAAGGCAGAGGACGUUGAUUAAUUUUUUAUUGCUUGAUCGAUUUGUGGAGCGUGUAGGAGAAGUAAAUGUUAUUCAAGUUGUUACGGAUAGUGCAAGUAACAAUGUGCUUGCUGGAAAAUUAUUAGAGGCAAAAAGGCCACACUUGUAUUGGACUCCUUGUGCUGCCCACUGCGUCGACUUGAUCUUAGAAGAUAUUGGAAAACUGCCUGAUUUUAAAGCAACAUUGAAGAAGGCAAUGAGUGUGAAUGCUUACAUUUAUGAUUGGACAGAGAGUAAAUGGGCAAAAGAAGUGGCAGGGAAGAAGGUAGCUAAAAUCAUCAUGACACUUAGAUUUUGGAGCAGUAUUGUGCAUAUUUUAAAGAUAUAUGGCCCUUUAGUCCGUGUUCUGAGACUGGUUGAUGGCGAAAGAAAACCUGCAAUGGGCUAUAUUUAUGAGGCUAUGGAUAGGGCAAAAGAAACAAUUAUUAAGGCCUUUAAGGAGAAAGAAGAGAAAUACAAAGAAGUGUUUGAGAUCAUUGAUAAGAGAUGGGAAUGUCAACUUCAUCGGCCUCUGCAUGCUGCAGGACAUUAUUUGAAUCCAGAAUAUUUUUAUUCAUACACAGAUUCAAAUAUCUGUGGAGAAGUGGUGAAUGGUUUGUUUGAAACUAUGGAGAGAUUGGUUUCAAAUGCUGCCGAGCAAGAUAAAAUCACUGCCCAACUCUCUAUAUAUCGAAAGGCAGAAGGACUAUUUGGGAGAAAUGUGGCAAUUAGACAUAGAAGAGCAUUAUCUCCAGCAGAAUGGUGGGAAUGCUACGGAGCAAAUACCCCAGAAUUACAAAAGUUUGCUAUUAAAGUGCUUAGUCUCACUUGUAGUGCUUCUGGUUGUGAGCGUAAUUGGAGUGUAUUUGAGCAGAUUCACAGCAAAAAAAGGAAUAGGCUAGCUCAGCAGCGCUUAAAUGAUUUGGUAUUUGUGAAAUACAAUCGUGCCUUAAAACUUCGAUAUGACGCACGUGAUAAGAUUGACCCCAUAUCUUUGACAGAUAUUGAUGAUAGCCUACAAGACAUGACUGGAUGUGAAACUGUUAGAGUCUCUGAGUUUCUGCAUCUUUGGCAAUCUGAGUGGGAGAUUAAGCAAACAUGCAGCAGCUUGUAUACAGAUUCUUCUCUAUUCUGGUUUGUCUUGAAUAGACACGUCCUGGGUGAACCAUCAGAAUGUUGGUUGCAAGGCACCACUCCAUAUUUGACUAAGUUCGAUCAUGCUCUGGUUGUGCAUCCAUCAGGUGGACUUUCUGGGAAUCUCUUUGGACCGCUGGAAGGAGACUACGCCGGCUGGCAGAGCAUUGUAGCAAUUCUUCAGCAAUUUUGCACAGUGCAGAUCACUCCAAUCGGGAAGAAUUCACUGUAG
Zingiber officinale is the source of this 1932-nucleotide messenger RNA. RefSeq lists its product as uncharacterized. Gene Ontology annotation, molecular function: protein dimerization activity. The record is from RefSeq and is a predicted model, not a curated record. The coding region runs from base 1 to 1932 and encodes 643 amino acids. NCBI's taxonomy places the organism in Eukaryota, Viridiplantae, Streptophyta, Magnoliopsida, Zingiberales, Zingiberaceae. The transcript is spliced from 9 exons.